CAAGCUUUAGAAGUAGUUGGUCGAAAAAUUGUCAAAAAGUGUAAUGGGUUAGCUUUGGCUGCUCAAACACUUGGAGGUUUAUUAAGAGCAAGAAAAGAAGUAGCGAAUUGGGAGUUUAUAUUGAGGAGUGAAAUUUGGGAACUUCCCAAAAAAGAUAGUGGGAUUCUUCCUGCAUUAAGAAUCAGUUAUCACUACCUCCCUUCACACUUAAAACGUUGCUUUGUUUAUUGUUCUUUAUUCCCAAAAGACUAUGAAUUCCAAAGAGAUGAACUGGUGUUAUUGUGGAUGGCAGAAGGUCUUUUGCAGCAACCAAAGAGUGGCAGCACUUUAGAAGAAGUUGGUUCUAAAUAUUUUAAUGAUUUGGUUUCGAGAUCAUUUUUCCAACAUUCUAACACCGAUGAAGGAUAUUUUGUGAUGCACGAUCUCAUGCAUGAUUUAUCAAUAUUCUAUGGUGGAAAGUUCUUUUCUAGAAACUUUGAACUCGAAACUGCAGACAAGCAUGAUGCUUGUCCUCGUCCUCGUCAUCUUUCAUAUGAUGGUUGGAUCGAUGAUUCGCUAUUCUCAGAGAUAUUGGAAGUAUGUGGUUGUUUAAAAAAUGCAAGGACAUUGCUUUAUAUCGGUUUUUAUACGUGGGAUCUUUCCCCAGAGGAAUAUGAUCCUUGUCGCUUACUUGCACAGUUGAAGCACUUAAGGGUUUUGUCAUUUCAAUUCCUUCCUCUUGAUGAUUCAAUAAGUGAUUUGAUCCAUUUGCGUUAUUUGGAUCUCUCUUGUACACCUAUGGUGACAUUGCCAGAGUCAAUGAGCAAAUUGUAUAAUUUACAAACACUGAAGUUUACUGGUGGAUAUCUAGAAAAGCUUCCAAGCAACAUGCAGGAUCUUGUAAAUUUGCUUCAUUUGGAUCUCUCUUCUACGGCAAUUGAGGUAUUGCCCGAGUCAUUGAGCAAAUUGCAUAAUUUACAAACGUUGAAGUUGAGAGAGUGUGAAAACCUGAAAAAGCUUCCAAGCAAGAUGCAAGAUCUUAUAAAUUUGCACCAUCUCGAUAUUGAAGGUACUAAAAUAGAAGAGAUGCCGAAAAGGAUGAGCAAAUUAAAAGACCUACAGAUUUUAUGUUACUAUAUUGUCGGCGAGCGUGAAGAGAAUGGGAUAGGGGAAUUGGGAGAACUUGUAAAUCUUCAAGGGUCAUUUCGUAUUAAGAAAUUAGAGAAUGUGGUUGAUAGCAGUGAAGCUUGGAAAGCAAGGAUGGUUGAUAAGAAAUACAUCAGUGAUCUAUAUUUGAAGUGGUCAUCAGGUGAAGAUAGUGAUAUUGUUAAUUCCCAAAUCGAAAAAGAUGUGCUUUGCAAAUUAGAACCUCACAAUGACCUGAAAUAUCUAAAAAUAAAGGGUUACAGGUGUACCGUGUUUCCGGAUUGGGUAGGGCAGUCUUCGUACCACAACAUGACUGAAUUGGAGCUGUGGAAAUGCAGGAAUUGUUGUGUGGUUCCUUCACUUGGACAGUUACCCUCUCUGGAGAGGCUGGUCAUUAGAGAGCUCGACAAGGUGAAGAAGAUUGGUGGGUCAUUCUAUAAGGGUGAUGGAACUCAUCAGCAUCAGGAGACACCCUUCCGAUCCCUUAAAUCUCUGGAAUUUUAUUAUAUGUGUUGCUGGGAGGAAUGGGAGUCAUAUGAAUGUGAUGAUGAUGAUGAUGAUGCACCAUUUCCGAAACUUGAGAAGCUCCGUAUUUCUGAAUGUCCAAAGUUAAGAGGAGAUUUGCCCACUUUCCUUCCGUCUUUGAAAGAACUUGUCAUUUCAGGAUGCGAGGAGCUUGGUUGUUAUCUGCCAAGAGCUCCCAUCAUUCGCGAAUUAAGAAUAUUUUGCAAACAGGAAGCAAGAAUGUGGGACCUAUCACUUUCAAUGUUGGAGAAACUAUCCAUUAAUGGAGAGCAGCAGGUGGAGUAUGUGUUUGAUGCCAUGUCUCACACCCAACCAACCUCUCUCACACUUUUAAGCAUCGCAAACUGCUCAUCAGCCAUAUCAUUUUCAGGGAUUUCUCUGCCCCCUUCAUUGAAAGAGCUGUACAUCUACGAUUGCAAGAAUGUAGAAUUCACAAUGCAACACCAACAACAUCAGUCACUAACGAAUCUUACAAUACAGAACAGCUGUGAUUCGCUUACAUCCUUCGCAUUGCCAGCAUUCCCAAAUCUCAAGGAUCUCAGAAUCGCAAGACGUGAAAAUUUGACAUCUCUGGAGGUGUCACAGUCACAGUCCCUCCGAGAAUUAUGGAUUGAAGAAUGCCCUAAGCUGGGGAAGAUAAUAAGGCUGCCUGCCUCUUUAGAGACUCUCAAAAUCAGAGCAUGUCCGUUGUUGGGUGAAGGCAUAGAGAGGAAGGACCCCCACAUUUGGCCAUCCAUUUCCCACAUCCCCCGCAUUCGACUUGAUGGGAAACUGAUUCUCAAUGACUCAACAUCUUAAAACAGGAAGCAUAUCGGAAUAAAGAGUUUGGUUGAUAUUCUCUGCAGUUGACAAUUCAUAAUAUUGUGAUUUUUCGGAUAAAAAGAUGUCUAUGAUUUAACAUUUUUGGGCUGCCUUGACCACCUUCCUUUUGCUAUUUCCUCCCCUUCCAAUUCAAUGUUGGGUUUAUUACUGCUUUUGCUGGUCUUGCCUUGAGAGUUGUUGAUAGGGUACAUCAAGCAUCUCAUGAAUUCCACCAUGGCUCUAUCAAUUCAGAGCUCUUUGGCGCCGCUCAGAUCCCUGGGAGCUCCAAGAUGGGGCGGUGGAUUGUUAGUCAUCCUUAGGAUUUAGAUAAAGCUGUAGACAAUUGGAACGAGGAAAAUAGGCUCUUUUUAGAAAGCUGUUAAGGCCAUUUAGGUAAAGAUAGGACAGUUAGUAGGAGUAGUUGUUAGGUUAGUUACUAUAAUGGAAUUGAGAAUGUAAUUGAUGGGAAUAAGGGUAGUGGCCUAAACAGUUAGUAUUAGAAGGCUUGCUGAUUUCAUUGUCAAGCAAAUUUUGAUGUUGAAUAAAAAAAACUGGAGAGUACCGCCUCUCUUUCCUCUUGUGGAGUUCUUAACCUUGGUCUAAACAAAGUGUUACAUUGGUGUUUUUGCCGUUAACAUAUGGAGAGAUUGGUAUUGGACAUAGGGGUGGGGAUGAGAUUGAUAGUAAAACUUGUCAUGUUUCAUUUGA
Molecule: messenger RNA, 3159 nt
Organism: Arachis ipaensis
Lineage: Eukaryota; Viridiplantae; Streptophyta; Magnoliopsida; Fabales; Fabaceae
Product: putative disease resistance protein At3g14460
Molecular function (GO): ADP binding
Source: RefSeq, a predicted model, not a curated record